This is a messenger RNA of Oncorhynchus mykiss (rainbow trout), 1248 nucleotides long. The record is from RefSeq and is a predicted model, not a curated record. NCBI's taxonomy places the organism in Eukaryota, Metazoa, Chordata, Actinopteri, Salmoniformes, Salmonidae.
AAACAUUGUGCUACGCUAUGCACUUGUGAAGUCAACCCUGGCAUGUACUGUUUUUCUCUCUCUUUCCUCUCACCCCUCUCUUAUCUACUCACCCCCUAUCUCCUUUCUUCUCUGUAUUAGUUUUUAAAACCAACGCGCGCAGUUUUAGUGAUACAACAACACCACGUUUAGUAGCCAAACGUCGCCCAAAUAAUGUUUUUAUACGCCGAAGUAUAAGUGAAAGUACAAAUAGCUAAAGCUACACGAGCUCACUGAAAUACGACGCGAGAAAGAUUUUGGGGACAAGAUAUCCUUCAUGUUGUGACAUACCAGUGAUGGGGCAGAAUCACACCCGGUGACAUGGCUUGUACAAGGCAAUCCGCUUUAGAGUACAUUCAAAAUGGAAGGAGACUCCUUGUUGAAAGGCUCCAGAAUCUGUCCCUCAUUGUGGAAAACCUGUUCCAGCGCAAGGUUCUUCAGGAGGAGGAAGUCAGUAAAAUUCAGGCAGAAGUUGACCGUUUUGACCAAACCAGAAAAAUACUGGACUGGGUCACGGCCAAAGGAGAAGCUGCAUGCUACGAGUUACUGAUGAUUCUAGACAUCACAAGGAAGAGGACCUUAGACAACGCUGACUUACAGCAAUGGAUCAGCUGCUUCCCCUUCAAGGAAGACCCAGAGAUGUCAGACUACCUUGUUGGUUCAAAACCCUGUCACAGAUAUCAGUCACAGCUGAAAUGUAAAGCUCGAAAGAUCACAGAGGCUGCAUGGAGACAAAGCUGUAGUCUCCUACCAGAGAGGUAUAGAAAUGAGGUGACUUUCUCUUACACUCCUCUUGUGUUAGAUACAGACGUGCCUUCAUCUCUCUCUAAAAUCGAAACAAAGAGCAAAAGAUGCAAGAAAGCUCGCCCUAAAAAGCUAAAGAGCUUCAUCCCCGUGGCCAAACAGGAAACAUCCCCGACUGACCUGCUUAAAACACCCAAGAGAAGGAUCCUCUUAGUUGGAAAACCUGGAAUUGGAAAGACAGCAGUCGCCCAUCAAAUGUUGAACCUCUGGGCACAGAAAGAUCACAGAGAACUAGAUUACAUGUUUUACUUUGAUGUGAGAGACAUUUCACCCAGCACACAUCCCAUGAGACUGGAGGACCUUCUCUUUAACAUGUACAGUGAGCCAGAAGAAAGUAGAGAAGAAGUGUUACAGGAUAUUAAGAAGAACUCUGAAAACGUUGUCAUCAUUUUUGAUGGAAUCACAGACUCUCCUCUCAUUCGGUGA